Molecule: messenger RNA, 1689 nt
Organism: Closterium sp. Naga37s-1
Lineage: Eukaryota; Viridiplantae; Streptophyta; Zygnematophyceae; Desmidiales; Closteriaceae
Source: the annotation of a GenBank genome assembly
AUGACCCUUCGCCCAAGCGUGAACCUCUCCUCGCCCUCGCUCCUUUCCCUAGCCCGUCGCCUUCGCCCCGCCCGUCGCCUUCGCUUUCCACGCCUGUCGCCUUCGCUUUCCACGCCUGUCGCCUUCACUUCCCCUCCCCCGUCGCCUUCACUUCCCCUCCCCCGUCGCCUCACUUUCCCCCCCGUCGUCACCUUCACUUCCUCUCCGCCGUCGCCUUCACUUCUCCCCCACCCGUCGCGCUCAUUUUCCCCCUCCCGUCGCCUUCCCCCGCCCGUCGCACUCGCUUUCCCCGCCCGUCACACUCGCUUCCCCGCCCGUCGCACUCGCUUCCCCGCCCGUCGCACUCGUUUCCCCCGCCCGUCGCACUCGCUUCCCCCGCCCGUCGCACUCGCUUCCCCCGCCCGUCGCUCUCGCCUCCCCCGCCCGUCGCACUCGCUUCCCCCGCCCGUCGCUCUCGCUUCCCCCGCCCGCCGCACUCGCUUCCCCUCCCGUCGUCACCUUCUCUUCCCCGCCAGUCGCACUCGCUUCCCGCCUGUCGCCUUCACUACCCCUCCCAUUGCCGUUCACUCUCUCCUGCUCACGCUCUCUCCCCCGCUCACUCUCUUCCCCACCCUCACUCUCUUCUCUCCUGUACACUCCCUUUCCCCCUGUUCUCACCCCUCUCUUUCCCCCUUCACUCAACCCUUUCCCCCUGCUCACUCUCCUCCCCCUUGCUCACUCCCUUCCCCCCUGCUCAUUGCUCACUCUCUUCCCCCCCCCCCCCCUUACUCUCUUCUCCCGUGUGCACUCUCUUUCCCCCUGCUCACUCUCUCCCCCUCUGCUCUCUCUCUUUCCCCCUGCUCACUCUCUCCCCCUCUGCUCACUCUCUUUCUCCCUGCUCACUCUCUUCCCCCUCUGCUCACUCUCCCCCCCUCUGCUCUCUCUCUUUCCCCCUGCUCACUCUCCCCCCGUCUGCUCUCUCUCUUUCCCCCUGCUCACUCUCUCCCCCUCUGCUCUCUCUCUUUCCCCCUGCUCACUCUCUCCCCCUCUGCUCGCUCUCUUUCCGCCUGCUCACUCUCUCCCCCUCUGCUCUCUCUCUUUCCCCCUGCUCACUCUCUCCCCCUCUGCUCGCUCUCUUUCCGCCUGCUCACUCUCUCCCCCUCUGCUCUCUCUCUUUCCCCCUGGACUCACUUAUCUUUCCCCCCUGUUUACUCUAUAUUCCCCUUCGUUCAACCUUUUUUCCCCACAAUCCCUCCCCCUGCUCACUCUAUUUCCCCCUUUGCUCACCCCCUUCUCCUCCCUGCUCACUCUAUUUUCCCCUUUGCUCAUCCCCUUCUCCUCCCUGCUCACUCUAUUUCCCCCUUUGCUCACCCCCUUCUCCUCCCUGCUCACUCUAUUUCCCCCUUUUCUCACCCCCUUCUCCCUGCUCACUCUAUUUUCCCCUUUGCUCACCCCCUUCUCCUCCCUGCUCACUCUAUUUCCCCCUUUUCUCACCCCCUUCUCCCCCCUACUGACUCUCUUUCCCCUUUGCUCACCCUUCUGCCCUGUCCCCACUCCUUCCAUACAUGCCCUUUGUACCUCCCACCUCCACCCCUCGCUCAUUCGCCGUACCCCCUCUUCCCUCCCCAUUCUAUCACAGAACCAUGCUUGUACAGGUGCCCGGCACCAUGGGUCCCAACAGGAGUGGGAUGGAAAGUUACCACCCCCUAG